This is a messenger RNA of Mya arenaria, 7338 nucleotides long. Its product is annotated as E3 ubiquitin-protein ligase RNF14-like. Lineage: Eukaryota; Metazoa; Mollusca; Bivalvia; Myida; Myidae. The record is from RefSeq and is a predicted model, not a curated record. Gene Ontology annotation, biological process: ubiquitin-dependent protein catabolic process; protein polyubiquitination; positive regulation of proteasomal ubiquitin-dependent protein catabolic process. Gene Ontology annotation, cellular component: cytoplasm; ubiquitin ligase complex. The transcript has 7 exons. Bases 89 to 1465 code for a protein of 458 amino acids. Gene Ontology annotation, molecular function: ubiquitin protein ligase activity; zinc ion binding; ubiquitin conjugating enzyme binding.
UAGAAACCGUGUUUACUGUAGAACUAAUUUUUGUUGACUGCUCCUGACGAAUACAAGAACAAUUACGCAACUGUCUGUGCAUUUUGAAAUGACAGAUCAAGAGGAGCAGGAAGAUGAACUUCUUGCUUUGUCCAGCAUCUACGAAAAUAUUCUUAAGGUUCAUAAAGAAGGGGAGCUCAAUGGAGGGGAACUGUUGGCUUUACCUGUACUGCCAGAUGACUUCUGUGUCAAGGUUGUGAGAAAAAGGAAAGGCAGUGACAAGGACCCUGCUGGAAAGAUGGAGACAGAAACUCACCACAUCAAGUACCUACCCCCAGUGCAGCUCAACUUUCUCUUGCCAGCCAACUAUCCAUCUAGCAGCCCACCUGAGUUCACUCUCUCCUGUAAAUGGCUUAACAGAGAACAGCUUUCCAAAUUAUGUGAGAAGCUGGACUCUCUCUGGUGGGAGAACCAAGGCUGUGUGAUCCUGUUCCAAUGGAACACAUUCCUCCAAGACGAGCUGUUUGAUUUCCUCGGACUUACAUCACCUCUCGAACUCGCUCACGUGCUUAAACCAAAACCUGAGUCUAAGCUUGACCCUAGAGCUAUCCAAGAAAUCGCGUCUCAAGACCAACUUCUACCUGUGAUAAUUGAAUACAAUAAACAAGAAAGACUAAACCAGUUUGAAAAAUCUAGCUUUACAUGUAAUGUGUGCUUCUCAGAAAAGGGCGGAGCUCACUGUAUAAUGUUUUACGAUUGUGAUCAUGUGUACUGCAAUGACUGUAUGAGAGACUACUUUAGUGUGCAGAUUCAAGACGGCAAUGUGAAAGCUUUGGAGUGCCCUAAUGACAAAUGUGAAUCACAAGCUCACCCAACGCAAGUCAAGAAGCUGGUACAUCCUGACCUGUUUCUCAGGUACGACCAGCUGCUCCUUCAGACAAGCCUUGACACAAUGUCUGAUGUUACGUUCUGUCCCCGCCCGGUUUGCCAGGCCCCUGUGCUCAUGGACAGGGAGACUACACUCGCAUCCUGUUCAGCCUGCCAUCUUGUGUUCUGUACCCUCUGUCGACUAGUCUACCAUGGGAUUUCGCCAUGCAAAUUGAAAGCAGAUGGGCUUCUGAAGCUGCGUGAGGAGUACCUGUCGGCUGAUAAAGCAACAAAGAAGUUGCUGGAGAAGCGCUAUGGCAAGGUGACCAUUCAACAGGCAUUGGAGGAGAGCUUUACUAAUGAGUGGCUCAACGAACACUCCAAACAGUGCCCAAGUUGUGGGGCACACAUCCAGAAAAUUGAUGGCUGUAACAAGAUGACAUGUAUGAAGUGCCGGGCGUACUUCUGCUGGCUGUGUAAUGAUUCCCUUUCACGCUCCAAUCCAUAUCUCCACUACAGCACUGCAGGAUCCAAGUGCUUGAACCGGCUUUUUGAGGGCAUUGACAUUGAUGGAGACUUUGAUGAUGACAACGAUGAUGAUGGGUGGGGGUGGUUGUAGUGAGAUACUUAUGUUUUUAAGACACACAGGUUAUUAAGGCCCCACAAGAAACUUUGUGGGCGCCCUAUUGUUAUCACUCUGUCCGCCUGUCUGUCCACAUGUUUGUGUCACCUGUGAAGCAAGGCAAACAUUAUAAGCCAUUAUUUUAUCUGGCAUUAUAUUCUACGUUUUGAACAACUUUGUGUAGAAUCUUCAAACUUAUACACUGGCCACUUUAUUCCACAGGAAGUGAAGUAAAUUUGCUGUCCCCCAAAAAAUCUCAAGGAGAGAAAAUUUCCAUGACUUGACCCUUUAAGAAUGAUAACUUAAAUUAAUAAUUUUUAAUUUCCAUGAUGCACAGAUGAGUACUCCCGAUACUCCUCUAAGAAAAUCAAAUGCUGCUUCUACAAUUUAAAACGCCUAUCUGGGGAGAUCUUGAUUACCCAGCCAAUAAUAUUUAAAGAUAAGCGUAAAAUCCAACAUGCAAUUAAAAAAAAAAAAAUGUUGCGUGUACAUUUCAAAUGUUUGAUCUGAGGUGAGCCAGUAAAUACAAAAUUCUUCAAAAUUCAUAGAUAAAGAAAUAUUUCAAGCGUUGUUACUUUUGGAAUCAUGAAAUUAACUUAUAAUAAUACCAAGAAAAUGAGAAACAAUUUCCAAGAAUUUUCCAAAAUUUUACAGACCUCAUGUGUGGAAAUGCUCAUCCCCUUCUUAUGUUCGUGUAUGACAACUCUCUGCAAGUUCAAUCAGGAGUUUGAUGGGAAUUUAUCCUCCUCUGGCUCGGUCCAGAGAUGGCCUUUUUCACUGCCCACAUUUGCAUAGUUAUCCCUCUUGAUUUUUAACAUGCCUUUCUGAUAGUUCAUCAUGUUAACUAUGCUAUCAUUCCCCUUAUCACAUCAUGUGAUGGCUUUGACAUUGUGUAUGCAGUUAUUGGUGAAGGAAGAUGUAUUUAUUGUUAAAAAUAGAUUAAUAACAAUUGUAAAUAGAAUAACUAAACCCCUGCAAAAUGAUGUUUUGAUUGCAACUAAAUGUUUUAUCAGGGGUUUAUAGGAGUCACUAUGGCUGGCUGUCUCUCUGUCUGUCUAGACAACACUUCUAAGUACUCAGAAAAUGCCAAAUGAUAGAUCAUGCAUACUUGAAAUGGGCUAGAUUAACCAGUCCCAGUCCCUAAUAGGAAUUAAAACACGCUGCGUAGAAUUCUCUCAUGACUGUAGUCAUUACUGAUGCAGUCUGGGACCAUACUGUUCAUCCCGACAGACUUUUGCCAACCUGUCAGACAAACACCUCCGCUGUUAUUAUUUUAUCAAUUGUUUAGCCUGUAAUUGAUAGUACACAAUGUAUUUAAGUAAAAAUAAAAAAUCACUGCAUUAUGAAUGCCACCUUAUUGUCAGAGAAAAACAACAGACAUUGAGAGAUUAAUUGUCUUCCUUCAACUUUAAUCUAGUCAAUAUUUAAACAAAUAAAAGUACCUACUAUAGUGUAGUCUAGUAUAAACUAUGUUACUACAUUCAUGCCACUCAUUUGACUUAGUGGAAUACAUAGUUUCCACUGACCAUGGCAACUUACUGAGUUAUUGCCCUUGGCAAUGUCAUAUUUCUACACCAUACUGUUAAUGCUCUGGAUGAGCUUGUUAGUUAAAUUCUUUUUUAGCUUCUGUUGUAUUGUCUUUAUUCCUAGUAGAGGUUAUAGGCGUGCAGAGUACUAAAGCAGGGCUGGUAGUCAUGAAGCACAUUAGGUCAUUUCCUUACUUAUAUCAGUUUCCUUAUUUAAGUAUCUCAUUAGUCAUAUGAUAUUUUAUCUUGAGAAUGUUAUUGUGAUUGACUAAAUUCAAAAUGCACACUUUCAUAUAGAAAUAGCAUAAUUAAUGUAUUUUAAUUUAACUAUGAAAACUUCAAGAAAUUUACUUAAGUUUAGAAAUCAUUUAAGAUGUUUUAUGAUACCACCCCAGGACUGUUAACAAUAAUUAUUGUUGACUAUCUUUUUUGAUUUUUUUCCCUUGUGCUUGUUUUUUAUACUUAAAUAACGAUCAAUCUGUUACAAAGUUGUAUUCGGAGAUACAGGGUGUGUGGAUGUAUUCAUCGCUCCUGUGAUAAGUCUACUUUUAAUAAUCUCAAAUAAAUGUGAUAUUUCUUAUAACCUUGACAUUACAGUGUGUCACAGUGUGUACGGUAUACCAUGUGAUCAAUUAUGUCUAUGCUGCUUAAAGUGCCCCGUCUUCAUUUUAUUAUCAGUGACAAACCUGUUUCCCAAAUAAUGUUUUGACAGUGCUCAAUCAGGCGGUGGUUUUGUGAAAAGGUUUGUCAAGUGUUUUAAGAAACUAAACUCUGAAUCAAAUUCCCGUAAAAGACCAGAGGCAGGGCUCUGAAAGCGGCAUAGACUGCACUAUGUUCCAUUUAAAAUGGUGAAAAAAUAGUAAAGUUACCUUUGUUCAUAUUCUUCAUUUGAAGCAAAAUGUGCGACGUUGCAUUUAUAAUGUUAUAUAUCACAUGGUAUACAAAUGCUGCAUUAGAUACAGGACUUUAUACUGUUUCUAAUUUAAGUCAGUUUGGAUUUUUAGAGUGAGAGUAAGGCAACAGCAUUUAGUUCUCAGGAAAGAACUGUUCUUUGUUUUCCAAUGUUUAUUUUAAUUUAUGCAUAUUUGUGUUUGUGUUUUUUUAUAUCAAAACACUGUUGGUUCUAUCUAAUCAUUGGCUCAUCUCAUCCUCAACUUGUCACAAGUAUAUGCCAAUUUAUAAUUUGAAACUAUGUCAUGUAUUUUUUCCCCUUAUUUAUAAACUUAACCGUGUAUGUUAGUCUAUGUAUGCAAUGUAAACCAAAGCAAUUUUCACAAUAAUCUGGGUAACUAAUUCCAGUCAUUGUUCAUUUCAAAUACUAGACCUUGUUCCAAUUUAUUUAUCACAAAUUGGCAAUGGUUAUUAUUUUUUUAAUAUACCAGAGAUUUAAAAAGCACUUCACAUGUAUGGUAAAUAAAAUAUUAAAAAAGAUUUAUAAGGGAAUGGUAUUUCUGUUUUCUGUAACAUAAAAUAACAAGCUUCUGUACAUGCAGUUUGAAGAAAAAAUAAAUCAAGACGCCAGUGCGGCAACCGCAUUAAAGCUGGAUGUUCUAUUUGAUGAUGCAAUUUUGCAAACCCAAGAUUUGAGCUAGUGACCUUGUUUUUUUUAAAACCAAGAAGUGCCAUAUUUAUACCUAUCAGAGUAUCAUUCAUAGAAAUAACCUACCAGUAAUCAAAUUUCAUGAAGAUCAUUAAAUUUUGUGUGAUACAUAUAAGUAUGUAACUAGUGACAUAGUUUUUUUACCUGACGUGACCCAUAUUCACACAUAUUCAAGACAAUAUGAAGGCAAUUAUUUUGUCAAAAUUUCAUAACAAUUUGAUUACAACUAUUGACUUUAUGACAUGGAAUACAAACUUUACCGCAGAAUUGUUAACGCCUGCCCGUACGACCGCCUGCAGAUCCUGUUUUCACCAUUCAAUAACCAUGAUUUUUUUAUGAAAAAUCAAGACUAAAAAUUAAAAAGUGAUUCAUUUUUUUUCUUUUGUGUAUUUAAAACCCUCCCUUUAAUGCAAGAGUAUUGUAUUACAUGUAUAAUGAAUAAGUUCAUGAAUUGACUGUUAAGGGGUCUUCAAGUUUUCAUAGUGUUGUCUCGGUAAAUGUAAAUGUGUUUUAAAAGACUCUGCAAUAACUAAUUGUUAUUGGUUUUAGUUAUUGAGUUUAGAUAAAUAAGGUUGUUAAUUUUCUAUUUAUUUCCUUUUAUAUAUUAUAUCAAAAAUAUGCGAUUUUACAAACAAUUUUGUUAUGUAUUAUAAAGAAAAUUGAAAAUAACAUUUUCUUUUUGUUAUUAUGCCCCCCUUCGAAGAAGAGGGGUAUAUUGCUUUGCACAGGCAUGUCGGUAUGUCGGUCGGUCGGUCGGUCGGUCCGUCAGUAGACCAAAGCUUGUCCGAGUGAUAACUCAACAAUUCCUGGACGUAUGGUCAUCAAACUUCACAUGAAGGUUGGGCCUGACCAGUAGAUGACCCCUAUUGAUUUUGGGGGUCAUCGGGUCAAAGGUCAAGGUCACAGUGACCUUUAAUGGUAAAAUAAUUUUAAAGCUUGUCCGAGUGAUAACUCAACAAUGCCUGCACCCAUGGCCCUCAAACUUGACAUUGGAGGUUGGGCCUGACCAGUAGAUGACCCCUAUUGUUUUUGGGGGUCAUCAGGCCAAAGGUCAAGGUCACAGUGACCUUGAAUGGUAAAAGGUUGUCCGAGUGAUAACGUGACAAUGCCUGCACCCAUGGCCCUCAAACUUGACAUGGAGGUUGGGCCUGACCAGUAGUUGGGUGACCCCUAUUGUUUUUGGGGGUCAUCAGGCCAAAGGUCAAGGUCACAGUGACCUUGAAUGGUAAAAGGUUGUUCGAGUGAUAACUCAACAAUGCCUGCACCCAUGGCCCUCAAACUUGACUUGUAGGUUGGGCCUGACCAGUAGAUGACCCCUAUUGUUUUGGGGGGGUCAUUGGGCCAAAGGUCAAGGUCACAGUGACCUUGAAUGGUAAAAGGUUGUCCGAUUGAUAACUCAACAAUGCCUGCACCCAUGGCCCUCAAACUUGACUUGGAGAAUUGGCCUGACCAGGAGAUGACCCCUAUGGUUUUUGGGGGUCAUCUGGCCAAAGGUCAAGGUCACAGUGACCUGGAAUGGUAAAAGGUUGUCCGAGUGAUAACUCGACAAUGCCUGCACCCAUGGCCGUCAAACUUGACUUGGAGGUUGGGCCUGGCCAGAAGAUGGUCCCUAUUGAUUUAAGGGGUCAUUGGGCCAAAGGUCAAGGUCACAGUGACCUUGAAUGAUAAAAGGUUGUCCAAGUGAUAACUCAACAAUGCCUGCACACAUGGCCCUCAAACUUGACUUGAAGGUUGGGCCUGACCAGUAGAUGACCCCUAUUGAUUUUAGGGGUCAAAGGUCAAGGUCACAGUGACCUUGAAAGCAAACUCGACAAUUCUUGGACCUAUGGUCAUUAAACUUGACAUGAAGGUUGGGCCUGCCAAGUAGAUGACCCCUAUCGACUUUGGGGGUCAUCAGGCCAAGGUCAAUGUCACAGUAACCUUUAAUGCAAAAAAGUUAACAAAUCUUCCCCCAAUGAUAUCUCGACAAUGCCUGAACCUAUGAUCAUUAAACUUGACAUGGAUGUUAAGCCUGACCAGUAGAUCACCAUUAUUGAUUUUAGGAUUCAUAGAGCCAAAGGUCAAGGUCACAGUGAUCUUGAAUGGUAAAAGGUUGUCCGAGUGAUAACUCAACAAUGCCUGAACCCAUGGCCUCCAAACUUGACUUGGAGUUGCAUCUGACUUGUAGAUGACCCCUUAUGAUUCAAGGGGUCAUCGGGUCAAAGGUCAAGGUCACAGUGACCUUGAACGAAAAAAACUUGUCUUUUGAUAACUUGACAAUGCCUGCACCCAUGGCCCUCAAACUUGACAUUUAGGUUUCUGGUGACCAGCUAAUGACUCUGGAUUUUGAGUUCAUAGAGUCAAAGGUCAUGACGGUCAUAACACACUUUAUCCUCACACUUUAAUGGUCAUAAUCUUAAAACAGCAACAAAUCAGCUGUCAUUUCGGUCCAUGCAUAUUUCAUUCAAUUGUCCAUAUAAUCCUGACAACAUGGCGCUCAGGGGGGCAUAAUGUUUGACAAACAUCUCUUGUUAAUCAAAUGUGAUGUCUCCAAUUGUCAAAUACUGUCACUUUAAAAGAUAUAAAAAAUAGCAGGAAUAUUUCUUUUAUUUCUUAAAGUUUCUGAUAUGCUUUGGGCCAAUCUUACCAACAAUUGUACACUAAGAUCAAUAAAACAUGUUAAUAUUGUGCCAUGUUAGAGUGUUUUCUUUAUUUCAUCCAUAUUGGAACAAGAAGAUGGAGCUUUACCUUUAAAAAACUAUCCU